AUGAUUUAUAAAUUCCGGCACCAGGGGAGCACUGAACCCUACAUUUGUGGUUGCUACUUCUUGGAACCUAUCAGAGGAGUUCGGAAGUACCUACCACAGGUGAAGCUAGAGGCUCACUCGACUAUUAUUUCGUCAAUAUCGCGGACGACUCUUACACAGACCUUCGUCAAUCCCGAUGCCACCAACACACUUACGGAGAUCCGCUAUACCUUCCCUCUCUUCGACGGUGUCAGUGUAGUAGGGUUUGUCUGCACCAUCGGCGAUCGCGUAAUCAAAGGCGUGGUCAAGGAGAAACAGAAAGCUCGAGAGGCUUACGAUGCUGCCAUCUCUCGUGGUGAAACGGCUAGUCUCUUUGAACGACUGCCCGACGCUUCCGAUGUGUUCACAACUACGGUAGGCAACGUACCUGCUGGGGCCACCAUCGAGGUCAACAUCACCUACCUCGGCGAGCUGAAGCACGAUGCUCAUGUCGACGGCAUCCGGCUUACAAUCCCCACCAGAAUUGCCCCUCGCUACGGCGACUACCCUGUCGAGUUGGCCAGUGCGACACCAACCUCGUCAGGUGGGAUUAAGAUCACGGUCGACGCCCAAGUUCCAGACGGAUCUCACAUCACUUCCAUCCAGUCGCCCUCGCAUCCGAUUGCUGUUACUUUAGGCAGGACUUCCGUAGCCCCGAAUGCGGAGCCUUCCUUCCAAAAAGCAUCCGCUACUCUUGCCCUGAGCACUGCAGAGCUUGAGAAGGACUUCGUUCUACAAUUGGUGGCGACCAAUAUUGGCAACCCAAAGGCUAUUUUAGAAUUGCAUCCUUCCAUCCCAAACCAGAGAGCAUUGAUGGCCACCUUGGUCCCAAAGUUCACGUUUCCGGCUGAAAAGCCUGAAAUUGUUUUCCUCUGUGAUCGGAGUGGAAGCAUGGGCCAUGAUAACAAGAUACAAAACCUCCAAGCUGCUCUACGUCUCUUCGUCAAGUCCCUCAGCGUCGGGACCAAGUUCAACAUAUGCAGCUUUGGCACAAAAUUCGAUUUUCUAUGGGACCGAUCGCGCACCUAUGAACAGUCAACUGUCAAUCAGGCCAUGCGGCACAUUGACACAUUCUCUGCGAACUACGGCGGCACGGAAAUGUACGAGCCUAUGGAAGAGACCUUCAAGCGCAGAUACACCGACAUGAAUCUCGAGGUCUUCCUCCUUACCGACGGUGAGAUCUGGCAGCAGGAUCGGCUGAUGAACCUUGUCAAUGAUGAAGUCAAAGCCAGUAAAGACACAAUACGUGUCUUCACGCUCGGAAUUGGAUCAGCUGUUAGUCAUUCCCUGAUAGAGGGUGUUGCACGUGCCGGGAACGGGUUUUCGCAAUCAGCGGCAGCGGGCGAGAACUUGAGCAGCAAGGUCGUGCGAAUGUUGAAGGGCGCGAUGUUUCCCCAUAUCAAGGACCGCUCGCUGGAACUCAAAUACGAAAAAAGCCCUGUCCACUCGGAAGAUUUCAGCAACGAUGACUUCGAAAUUAUUGAGAAGGUUGCGGCUUUGGAAGUGAGCUCAACCGGUGUCCUCACGUCUCCAUUGGCUGUCCAAGAGGAAUCACAGAAGGCGCCAAUCUCGCUCUUUGAUGAUUCCAUCAACCCUAAUACCGAGACGGGGAACGCCUCGCAAAAUGCCGAAGACCAUCACUCGCAUUUGCCACCCCUGAAAUGCCCGAAGAUUCUUCAAGCACCCUUCAGUAUUCCUCCCCUUUUCCCAUUCAACCGCAGCACCUUCUACCUUUUGCUUUCGGCAGACACAAUUCAGUCUACGCUCAAGUCUGUUAUUAUUCGCGGCAGUUCAGUCCAUGGACCUGUGGAGUUGGAGAUACCCAUUACUACUCUUGAAGAAAAGGGCGAGACCAUUCACCAACUCGCCACCAAGAAGGCAGUGACUGACCUCGAAGAAGGGCGAGGCUGGAUCUUCCAUGCCAAAACGACGGACGGCCAGCUUCUGAAGGAGAAAUACGAUGGGCAGUUCUCAGAUAUGGUCGAGCGUGAGGGGGUCCGCUUGGGUGUCCAGUAUCAGGUCGGAGGAAAGUGGUGUUCUUUUGUUGCCGUGGAU
Messenger RNA from Pseudomassariella vexata, 2073 nucleotides. Its product is annotated as von Willebrand factor type A domain-containing protein. The transcript has a single exon. The record is from RefSeq and is a predicted model, not a curated record. Lineage: Eukaryota; Fungi; Ascomycota; Sordariomycetes; Amphisphaeriales; Pseudomassariaceae. The annotation marks the transcript as partial.